Rotaria sp. Silwood1 is the source of this 249-nucleotide messenger RNA. NCBI's taxonomy places the organism in Eukaryota, Metazoa, Rotifera, Eurotatoria, Philodinida, Philodinidae. The record is from the annotation of a GenBank genome assembly.
AUGACAUCAGUUUAUCUUGCAUUCGAUUAUCUUUAUCUACUUAUGCAUAUUAUACAAAAUGAAACUUGGUGGUCAUCAAUAUUAACACCAUCAUCAUUAAUAACACAUUUAUCCAUAAGUGGUCAAUUACAAUCUUAUUGUGAUUUAAUACGUCGUCAUGAAUUAUAUGUUGAAUAUUUAACAUCACUAAUAACACAUCCUCAAUUGUUACUUUUUUUUUUAUUUGAACAAAAUGAUAGAUGUACAUAA